Solanum lycopersicum (tomato) is the source of this 819-nucleotide messenger RNA. The record is from RefSeq and is a predicted model, not a curated record. NCBI's taxonomy places the organism in Eukaryota, Viridiplantae, Streptophyta, Magnoliopsida, Solanales, Solanaceae.
AUGGUGAAAGAAGGUACAGUAUUGGGCCAUCGCAUCUUGGAGAAGGGGAUAGAGGUUGAUCGAGCAAAAGUUGAAUUCAUAGAGAUAGUUCCGCCACCCAUCAUUGUAAAAGGUGUGAGAUGUUUUUUCGGACAUCUGGGCUUCUAUCAGAGGUUUAUCAAAGAUAUCUUAAAAAUUACACAUCCACUUUGCAAAUUACUUGAGAAGGAGUGUAAAUUCUAUUUUGAUGAAUGUUGUCUGAAGGCACUUGGAGAGUUGAAGGAGAAGUUGGUCUCUACAGUAGAAAUUAUUUCCCCAGAUUGGAUUAAGCCAUUUGAUGAUAAAGUAGGGUUGCUCUUGUUGUUGAAAGGGAUAUUGGAGAAAUAUGGGGUUCGCCACAAUGUGGCCACUCUGUACCAUCCACAGACUAGUGGACAAGUUGAGGUGUCCAAUCGACAGAUCAAGCAAACACUGUUGAAAUCGGUAAAUGCUAAUAUAACAGAUUGGUCAAAGAGGCUUGAUGAUGCUCUUUGGGCCUACCAGAAUGUACAGAUUGCUCCCAAACAAGACAUCAUCUAUUCCAGAGGCAGGUCAAAGUCUGUGGCACCGUCCCAUCGGAUGAUUGGCAUGUAUGCCGAUGAGCGGGAUCCUCAAUACAUGUUCCCAGGAACUCGGACCCCUAAACCAGAUGCAAGAGCCACUCAGGGAACCCUCAACAAGGUGGCUUCCAGCGUAGUCACUGCCUCCAAGUCUGGUGAGGAGCGCACACUGACCAGCACACCGUCUUGGUUUGCCUCAAUUUCUAAAAGAGCAUCUGGAUCCAAAGCGGCAUCAAGUUAA